This is a messenger RNA of Polyodon spathula (Mississippi paddlefish), 5463 nucleotides long. RefSeq names its product diacylglycerol kinase eta-like. Lineage: Eukaryota; Metazoa; Chordata; Actinopteri; Acipenseriformes; Polyodontidae. The coding region runs from base 93 to 3914 and encodes 1273 amino acids. The record is from RefSeq and is a predicted model, not a curated record. The transcript has 30 exons. Gene Ontology annotation, biological process: lipid phosphorylation; diacylglycerol metabolic process; intracellular signal transduction. Gene Ontology annotation, molecular function: ATP-dependent diacylglycerol kinase activity; protein binding.
CAUAGAAAUAUGGCCGUUUUCCCUCAGCGUGUUUAGUAGUUUCAAAUAGGUAAAGUGGAAUAGUUAUAUUCAGAGACAGGAGGUAGUGAAAGAUGGCGGCGAGGGGAGCCGCUUCCCAGCCGCUGUCCAGCUCUCGAGUCCGGGAAAGGAAGGGAGCGGCUGGAUGCACUAAGGUUAACCCAGAGUGGUGUGUUUCUACCCGACAGGAGUCUGAAAAGGGAGCGGUUACCGUGGCAGGAAUUGUCGGUACUGGGAUGCGGCACCAUCCAAUCGGGGCCGCGGGAGGACAUGUAACGGGAGACGAGUCUUCCGACAGCGAAGGGGAGCAUGAAGGGCCCCAGAAACUGAUUAGGAAGGUGUCCACCUCCGGCCAAAUUAGGAGUAAGACCAGCGUCAAGGAGGGAUUACUACUGAAACAGACCAGUUCAUUCCAGCGCUGGAAGAAAAGAUAUUUCAAGCUGCGGGGAAGGACACUAUAUUAUGCCAAGGAUGCAAAGUCUCUCAUUUUCGAUGAAGUUGAUCUGUCAGAUGCCAGCGUCGCUGAGUCAAGCACAAAAAAUGUCAACAACAGCUUCACGAUAAUUACACCGUUCAGGAGGCUCAUUCUUUGUGCAGAAAACAGAAAGGAAAUGGAAGACUGGAUCACCUCAUUAAAAUCUGUACAGUCCAGAGAGCAUUACGAGACGGCACAGUUUAAUGUGGAACAUUUCUCAGGGAUGCACAACUGGUAUGCCUGCUCCCACGCCCGCCCCACCUUCUGCAACGUGUGCCGGGACAGCCUGUCCGGGGUCACCUCCCAUGGCCUCUCAUGUGAAGUUUGCAAGUUCAAGGCACAUAAGAGAUGUGCAGUCAGGGCCACCAACAACUGCAAGUGGACGACGCUGGCCUCCAUAGGGAAAGACAUUAUUGAGGAUGAGGAUGGGAUUGCAAUGCCACAUCAGUGGCUGGAAGGUAACCUCCCCGUUAGUGCCAAGUGUGCUGUGUGUGACAAGACCUGUGGCAGUGUUCUCAGGCUGCAGGACAGGCGCUGCCUGUGGUGUAAAGCCAUGGUGCACACUGCCUGCAAAGAUGUGUACCCCCGAAAGUGCCCGCUUGGGCAGUGCAAAGUGUCCAUCAUUCCACCGACCGGCCUCAACAGCAUUGACUCAGACGGCUUCUGGAAAGCAACCUGCCCCCCAUCUUGUGCCAGUCCCCUUCUAGUCUUUGUGAACUCCAAGAGCGGAGACAAUCAGGGUGUGAAGUUCCUGCGCAGGUUCAAACAGUUACUCAAUCCUGCUCAGGUGUUUGAUUUAGUGAACGGAGGACCUCAUUUAGGUUUACGCUUGUUUCAGAAAUUUGACAAUUUCCGAAUCCUAGUGUGUGGAGGUGAUGGAAGUGUUGGCUGGGUUCUGUCUGAAAUUGACAAGCUAAACCUUCACAAACAGUGCCAGCUGGGAGUGUUGCCCCUGGGUACUGGGAACGACCUCGCCCGCGUCCUUGGCUGGGGAGCAUCAUGUGACGAUGACACACAGCUUCCUCAAAUCCUGGAAAAGCUAGAGCGAGCCAGCACAAAGAUGCUCGACAGAUGGAGUAUCAUGACAUAUGAAAUAAAAAUACCUUCAAAGCAGAGCUAUCCGGUUACUCCAGAGGAAGAAUCGGAGGAAUGUGAACUUCAGAUUUCGUCUUAUGAAGAUUCGGUCGCUGCCCAUCUCACAAAGAUCCUUAACUCUGACCAGCACUCUGUCGUCAUAUCAUCAGCAAAGGUUUUAUGUGAAACUGUCAAGGACUUUGUUGCAAAAGUUGGCAAAUCCUAUGAGAAAACAACAGAGAACAUCAAUGAGGCUGAAGCCAUGUCUAUAAAAUGUGAAGUAUUGAAUGAAAAGCUGGACUCCCUGCUCAGGACUCUAAACACUGAGGUCAAGGCCACGGCCCACCCACCACAUAGAACCCCACCAAUCGUAGAGGAGGAAGGCGAGGAGGAGGAGGAGCUAGAGGAGGAGGAGCUAGAGGAGGAGGAGCUGAGUGAGGACUCGCUGACCGAGUUGAAGAAGCUGGAAGAAAAUCUCACCGAAAAGCCGUCCCCGCGUAAAUUCUUCAAACCGAGAGAGCAGCUCAUGCUGCGAGCCAACAGCCUGAAAAAAGCUGUGAGGCAAAUCAUAGAACAGACGGAAAAAGUUGUGGAUGAGCAGAACGCCCACACCCAAGAACAAACGAUCCAGUCCCCGACGGAAUUCAAGAAAGAAAACGAGGAGGAGAACAAAGACGAUGAGAAGGACGAAGACACCAAGGAGUUAGAGGCACAUUCAACCAAAACAACUCCGAAAUCCCCUCUAGAGAGACAGAUCAGUCGCAGCACUCAGUCCUACAGCGGCUCCUUCUCCAUUCCUCACUUCACUACCAGCAAAGAAAACCUGCCAGUAUUGAACACCAGGAUCAUCUGCCCAGGUUUAAGAGCUGGACUGGCUGCCUCCAUUGCAGGAAGUUCUAUCAUCAGUAAAAUGCUGCUGGCCAACAUCGAUCUCUUUGGAGCAACGCCAUUCAUUGAUGCAGACCCGGAUUCACUAGAAGGCUACUUAGAGAGAUGUGUCAUGAACAACUAUUUUGGGAUUGGAUUGGAUGCAAAGAUCUCACUGGAGUUUAAUAAUAAACGGGAGGAGCACCCUGAAAAAUGCAGGAGCCGCACGAAGAACAUGAUGUGGUACGGUGUCCUUGGCACUAAAGAGCUACUGCAGAGGACUUACAAGAAUUUGGAGCAAAAGGUCCAAUUGGAGUGUGAUGGACAGUACAUACCCCUCCCCAGUCUGCAAGGCAUCGCUGUGUUGAACAUUCCAAGCUAUGCUGGUGGAACCAACUUUUGGGGCGGAACCAAAGAGGAUGAUAUCUUUUGCGCCCCAUCGUUCGAUGACAAGAUCUUGGAGGUUGUUGCCGUUUUUGGGAGCAUGCAGAUGGCAGUUUCACGAGUUAUAAAACUGCAACAUCACAGGAUAGCGCAGUGCCGGUCUGUGAAGAUCACAAUCCUGGGUGAUGAAGGGGUUCCCAUACAAGUGGAUGGAGAGGCCUGGAUUCAGCCCCCGGGGGUCAUCAAAAUUAUUCAUAAGAACAGAGCCCAGAUGCUGACUAGAGACAGGGCUUUCGAGAACACGCUGAAGUCAUGGGAGGACAAGCUGAAGUACGACAAAUCGGCGCUUCGGCCCCACCUGUACUCCCAGCAGUCAGUGGACCUGGCCACAGAUGAGGAGGUUGUCCAGAUCCAGAUGUGCUCGAGGGCAGCGGAGGAGCUCAUUACCAGGAUCUGUGAAGCAGCGCAAUCGCACAGCCUGCUGGAGCAGGAGCUGGCUCACGCAGUCAACGCGUCCUCACACGCACUCAACAAAACCCACCCCAAGUUCCGAGAGAGCCUAACGAGAAACACAGCCAUUGAAAUUGCAAGCAAUGUGAAAGCUCUGCACAAUGAAACAGAAUCUUUACUUGUUGGAAGAGUACCACUGCAACUGGACCCGCCCCACGAGCAGCUGCUGUCCAGCGCCCUGCAGAGUGUGGAGAUGGAGCUGAGGAAACUUGCAGAAAUCCCUUGGCUUUAUCACGUCCUGCAACCCAAUGAUGAAGAGGAGCACUCAAUGGAGUAUGGCAAAAGGAACAGUAGAAGCACCAUGUUUCGUAUUGUGCCAAAGUUCAAGAAAGAGAAGACCCAAAGGCAUAAGGCAAACCCUCAGUCAGUUCAAAGGUGGGGCACAGACGAAGUGGCUGCUUGGCUGGAUCUGCUCAGCUUGGGAGAGUACAAAGAAAUCUUCAUCCGCCACGACAUCAGAGGCUCCGAGCUGCUGCACCUGGAGAGGCGAGACCUGAAGGACCUGGGGAUAUCGAAGGUGGGCCACAUGAAGCGAAUUCUCCAGGGAAUUAAAGAACUUGCCAAGAACACCCUGUCAGACCUGUAAGCUGCUAUGGAGUGAGGGAGGGUCAUUUCUCAGCCUUCAAGACCCCCCAGUAUUUUAAAUAUAAACAAAGAGAUAGUGGGGCGAGAGCUUGGGACAGACUGAAAGAAACUUGUGUGGAAGGAGAAAGGGGGCUUGUUUAUGUUUCGGGGAGGGGAAUUUUUGAUCUGUUACGAUUUUUAAAAGGUUUGUGCCAAAAAAAAAAGAAAAAAGAUAUAAGAAGUUGUAAAUCUUUUUAAAAGCCAUUUAAUGUUGUGCACGCAUGGCAUAGCCACAUAUGCACUUGGUUUAAAAAAUAAAAAAUAAAAGCAGGAUUGUUUACACGACCUGCCUUACCACAGAAAUACAUAAGUAGCAAAACGUAGGACUUCCAUUGAUCUCAGUGAGGCUUCAUAUUAGCAUAUCACUUUAAGACAGACCAUCAGCUUUGGCAAUGUGAGAAAACACUUGUCAGAAAUGACUAGCAUACUGUAGAGCAGAAGGGGGCUGGCCAGUUGUUGCUUUUUUAUUAUUAACACUGGCCAAGCCCUUAAACAUAUCAAUCAGUGACCAAGUAUGAGGAUGUUUGAAAGGCUAAGAAACCUGUGUGCUGCAGUGGCAUUGUAAUGCAUGGUUUGUCUGCCUGGCAUGGAAUUCUCUUCUAUUGCAUGGCAUUGCAUUGUACUUUCUGUUUUUUACAAGCAAAAAAACACUUGAACAACUUUUAUAUCUAUUUAAUAUCAUGUCAUUUGUUACUACUGAAGUAUCUCUUUGCGCUAAAGUAGCCUUUUUUUCUAUUCUUUGCAUGAAACUAUUGUGAUAAGGACUUGUAGGUGUGAACCGUAGCAUCUGUGCCAUAUUGGUUGUGCAUUAUAUGACUAAAAGUUAUUUAUUAUGUAGUGUGAUUUAUCCAUAGGAGGUUACAACAGGAUUGAGUUUUAAACUAGGAUUUUAUUACAAGGCUAUCUCCCAGAAUUAUCCCCAAAGGCUUAUUAAACUAAAUAGAAAGCCCCAUUAUAAUAUUCAAACUGCUGAAUAGCUCUGUGACAGCCAGUACCAAAUGAAUGUGUUCAAAUGAGUCUGUAUCGAGCUGUUUCCCUUUAACAUUCAGCUUGGAUGAAAUUAUUUGGAUUUAAACAAUGUUCACCAUGACAGUGUUCUGACACACUGUUGCUGAGGGUGUGUUUUACUCUUUAAAAAGCAUCAGUUAUCAUUUUAAAUAAUAACAAAGUCCUUGAUCCAGUGCAUACAAUACAAUACAAUCGGCUUAGUUCUGUGAGGUAGUCUGUUGCUGAAUCUAUUGUGAUACAAUAGCCAAUGCACUGCUUUUAUCUCAGUGUUUCUGUUAAGUUAUAUAUGGGUUAAAAUGCAGACUAAUGCAGCUGACUUGCAUCACUAUAUUUAAGAUGUUUAAAUUGCUGCUGUGUUGUUGGAGCAUGCAAGUUUAUAGGAUACACUGUAGUGAAUAAGACUAGGUCUGAGCAUUGUGGGGUAUAUUGUUUAAGUAUCAUGAUAAGGGACAUAUGCAAAAGAUUAACACAAAGAAAAUGCACAUCAUUAAUAUAAUUAUUUA